AUGCUUCAGCACCGCAAAAUCGACGAGGCCAAGCGUAGAAGUCCAUGGGUCGCCAAGCUCAAACACGCCGCGCAGUAUGCCGUUGAGACCACGCCGCCAGACCAGUUCUCCUCGUCGAAAGGAUCCAGAUUCAGUGAGCGGAUGCAAGGCCGAGCCCUAUCCGAGAUUCUACCGAACCUCUUCGACAUUGCGCAAUUAUACGAAGACCACAUCUUCAACUACAACCUCUUCGAAGGCACAAACAACCAAGACCCCCGCAGAGGGACGCAUGUGACUUGGCAGCCAUUGACGAGACCGCCACGCCAGCAACCCGUACCUAGGAAGCGCUUCCGACGGGCCAGGGCUACUCCGCCUCCGAGGAUAGAGCCCGACGCCGAUGUAUCUGGCAACGAGACCGAGGUUGACAACACCGCGACUGAGUCGCACCUGCCACGGGAGGAGAAAGCUCGGCGACCCCAGACAUCGCAACAGCAAGCGCAAGCCCCCAUUCAAGGACCGGCAAUAUCUCAACCACAACACAUGCAUCCAUGCAGCUCUACUACGACGCCCAACACCUCUUUUGGACAGUCGAUGCACUCUCUUCAUCUAGAUGAGGACAUGGACCUAGACGUCAAGGUGGCCAACCACACCCCGUUCCAUAACCAGACCCGCGGUCAGAGUGACUUGCAAUGCAGCCAGCCGAUGCAGUACUGUACUAAUCAUUCAGGCUACCACCAUGUACCGCAGUCACGACAGGCUCCUGGCUCAAACAACCUAGUGCCAGUGUCUGCAUCAGGAUACCACCAGCCAUUCACCAUGUUCGAUACACCGUACCAUCACCAAGACGAGAGUACCGCCUUCAGCAGCAAUACCGGAUAUCCUUACGAGUAUGACAUGUUUGUCCCGUCGUUCUUCGACGGCCUACCGCACUUGUCCAGCAUCAGCUGUGAGUCGGAAGGCUCUCAUCAUUAA
Messenger RNA from Alternaria hordeiaustralica, 951 nucleotides. RefSeq lists its product as uncharacterized. The coding region runs from base 1 to 951 and encodes 316 amino acids. The transcript has a single exon. The record is from RefSeq and is a predicted model, not a curated record. NCBI's taxonomy places the organism in Eukaryota, Fungi, Ascomycota, Dothideomycetes, Pleosporales, Pleosporaceae.